AAUGGUCCCAUGGCUCAGGCUAUUUGCCAGAAGGCUGGACCCAGUGUGGCCACAGAGUGUCAACAGUACAUCACAAGGAACGGGCAGCAGGACCAUGGGGCUGUGGUCUUAACAGGUGCUGGUAACAUGCCAUACAAAGGUAUUCUCCAUCUGACACACCCUAAUACAAAGGUCCUAAAGAAAAGCAUCAAGACCUGUCUGGAGACGGCUGACAAGAAAGGCUUCAGAUCAAUCUCUUUCCCUGCUGUUGGGACAGGUGGUUUUGCGAUCAGCCCUGACCAGGCAGCCAGUCUGAUGCUGGACGGGGUUACAGACUUUGCCCAGAAGGGCUCUCCCCAGUCCCUCACCACCGUCAGGAUCACGGUGUUCCAGCAGCAGAUGCUGCAGAACUUCCACUCAGAGAUGGACCAGAGGGCUCGAGAAUUGGUGCACAAGUCCAGGGGGUUCAGUGCAAAAGUCACAAGCAGAUUCAAAAAGGUUGCCCAUUCCCUUGGGAAGAGAAGUCGGGUGGCAAAGAUCCUUGGAUUCUCGUCGUCCGAUGGAAAGCGUAGUGUUGGUGACACAACAACGACCCCCACGUCUCUCCUCCUACACUUCUAUGGCACAGAUGGAGCAGUUGACAUGGCCAAAAGGAGAGUCCAAGAAACCGUGGACGAAAACUUUAAGGAGGAAAAGAUUAAUGAUGCUGCAGUACUGCAGCUGUCCUCUGAUGAGGUGGAUAUGCUAAAGGCGUAUGGACAGCAAAACAGUGUGUCCAUCAUAGUUGAUCAAGGACAAGGAGGCCGUCACUGCAUCACCAUUCAAGGCAUUUCUGAUGUGGCAUCAGUUAUGUCCAAAGUCUGGGAGGUCCUGCAUGCUAAGAUGGAGGAGAGCAGAAAAAGGGAACAGGCUUUGUCUUUAAAGAAGGACCUCUCAUGGUGUUAUGAACAGCCGGAUGGAACCUACGUCCCCUUUGACCCCCUCAUUAAUUUACAAAUUGAGGAAGCCUACAGGAAGAACAAGAAAGGGAAGGUUCAGUAUGAGGAUGACGUAGGUCAGUGUGAGAUUGACUUCAGCACCAUGAAGGAAAAGGCAUCAGGACAGGUGUCCAAUGUUCGCAGGGAUAAUCUGAAAGCAUGUGCAGUGACCAGUGCAGUUCCGUCUCACUGGGAUCCCCAACCAAAUGACCUCAAGUCUGGGAAGCCCCAGCUAUGCCACCUUGUAAAUCUGAAGUCAUCCUCUAAAGAGUACAAGACUGUGAGCAGCAAGUGCGGGUUAACGAGCAUUAUAAGCAUUGAGAGGGUGCAGAACCCAACACUGUGGAGCCAGUACUGUGCACAGAAGCAGAAAAUCAGCCUAAAGAACCCUGGGAUAAAUAUAGAGCAGGAUCUGUGGCAUGGAUCUUCAGCUGACUCCUGCACCAAGAUUUAUCACAACGGAUUUAACAGGAGCUAUGCUGGUGUUCAUGGUGUGUCUAUUGGCAAAGGGACAUACUUUGCUGUGCAGGCUUCCUACCCAGUAGACCGACGCUUUGCUAGUUCUGAUGUCAGUGGGCACAGGAGAAUGUUCCUGGCCAAGGUGCUGACUGGACUAUCCACACCCGGUGACUCCAGCAUGAUCGUUCCCCCAACGAGACCAGGGGGAGGUCCACUUGACACCUAUGACUCCACCACUGAUGAUGACAGUAGCAUGUUCUGUGUGUUUCAUGAUGCACAGGCAUAUCCCGAAUAUCUCAUCACGUUUGCUUGAGUUACCAAGGCAGAGGAGAAUUUAGUAUACAUACUUAGUAAGGCUAUAAUUGUGUCAUGUUCAGGUCAUAUCCCAGAAGAUUAGGCCAAAAAAAUGUGUCUUAAAUUAACAUAUUAGCAUCAUAUCCGAGAAAAUAACGUCAAAGACAUUCUUUCUUAAAUUACCGAUAUGGUAAUACAAAAGGACAAUAUGCUGUGAUAAUGAACUGUGCAAUGGUGCUGUAUAUGUUACAAGGUGCAAAUAUUUCUCUGGCACAGAUAUUUUAGAUUUACAGAAGAUGAAAUUUUUAAAAGGAUUUUAUAUCAUGACUGUGAAAUUAUAAGAAAGUAAUUGAUAAUCUGUAUGACAAUCUUUGAUGUUUGUAAAUUUUCAGAAUAAGAUUUUAUUAUCAAUUGUAUAUUUGCCUUAGAAUUUGUGUAAAUGUUCAGUGGUACAUUGUGAAGGAAUUGAUAAAAAAGACAUGUAUGAAAUGUCACAAUUUUAACCAACAUAAGAUAACGGCUUGCAAGCAAGCAAAUUUUACCUACUGCUCGUUUACUACAGAAUUGCAUAAUUGAUAAUUGAAAAAAGCGCACCAGCCAAGCUACAUGAACUGUCCCAAGAACACACUUAACUAGCAGGACAUUCAUACACGCAGCAGUCAGUACCUGGACAGUGUGGUAAAGAACAUCACUGAAAGUUUCCUCCAGGCUUUCAAUAGUCGAAACCAUCUUCUGUGCAAUAUGCAAGAACACUUAUCAGCUGUGAAACAGCCACGUAAUUAGAGUACGAUGUAGAUCUUUGUAGCCUAUUUUAGAUAUCAUCUUUAGUUCUGACGAAUGUUCACCACAGCAUGUUAUAAAUUUACCAGAGAUACAGAAUACAGAGAAACCAGUCUUAUUAUAUCCAGUGAUAAUGCCCUUCGUUGACAUCCAAUGCUUAUCAUUAAUGUCAGAAAGUGUGUCCUCUUUAAUAAACUUUAUGAAGCAACCAGGUGUUGCGCCAUAGAAAAAAUUACUAAACUUUACUUUCAACAAAUGAAUGUAUUAACUAUAGGGCAUCACCCAUCUAAAUUUUCAGUCAAUCUCCGUCGACUUUUUGAUACUUUCCUGCAAAAGUGGUGUCUUCCUGACGUCACUGCUGUAGAUAGAAAGGGUCAUUCUGUGAACAAGGUCCUUGUUCACAGAAUGAUUCUUUCUAUCUACAGCAAUGACGCGAAAAUUUAGAGGGUUGAGUCCCUAUAGCUAUUGCAAUGUUGGAAGUAAAGUUUAGCAUUUUUCCAUAAUGUAUUCUACCAACACAGCUGAACUUUCACGCUAAUAAUAAGGUGUUGUUUCGUACAUGCUCAGCAUCCGUCUUCAGAAAUUACACUGUUACGAUUGAC
Messenger RNA from Branchiostoma floridae (Florida lancelet), 3091 nucleotides. RefSeq names its product protein mono-ADP-ribosyltransferase PARP14-like. Gene Ontology annotation, biological process: negative regulation of gene expression. The record is from RefSeq and is a predicted model, not a curated record. The transcript has 9 exons. The coding region runs from base 10 to 1728 and encodes 572 amino acids. Gene Ontology annotation, cellular component: nucleus; cytoplasm. Gene Ontology annotation, molecular function: transcription corepressor activity; NAD+ poly-ADP-ribosyltransferase activity. Lineage: Eukaryota; Metazoa; Chordata; Leptocardii; Amphioxiformes; Branchiostomatidae.